Messenger RNA from Papilio polytes (common Mormon), 1644 nucleotides. It is a transcript of the gene Rbfox1, whose product is annotated as RNA binding protein fox-1 homolog 2. The record is from RefSeq and is a predicted model, not a curated record. The transcript is spliced from 12 exons. Gene Ontology annotation, molecular function: mRNA binding. NCBI's taxonomy places the organism in Eukaryota, Metazoa, Arthropoda, Insecta, Lepidoptera, Papilionidae. Gene Ontology annotation, biological process: regulation of alternative mRNA splicing, via spliceosome; nervous system development. Gene Ontology annotation, cellular component: nucleus; cytoplasm. The annotation marks the transcript as partial.
AUAGAAAAUCAAAAUAACAGCUCACAAAAUGAAAACGAAGGCACAGAGGAGAGCACCCCCGUGAGUGUAGCGGCGGCAGUCGCGCAGCAAGCGGCGGUGCAACAGGCGGUGGCCGCGCAUGCUGCGCACGCCGCGCACGCGGCACAGGCUGCUCACGCCGCCACUACUGCCGCUAGCGCAGCCGCAGCCGCCGCCGCCGCUGUCGGACCCGAGAAGACGCUCGUCGUGCCCGUCUCACAGGGCUCGCAGCCCAAGCGCCUGCACGUCUCCAACAUACCCUUCCGCUUCAGAGACCCCGACCUAAGGAACAUGUUCGGCCAAUAUGGCACGAUACUUGAUGUAGAAAUUAUCUUCAACGAACGCGGCUCGAAGGGAUUCGGUUUUGUAACAUUCGCAAAUAGUGGUGAUGCGGAGCGAGCACGAGAGCGUCUUCACGGCACCGUGGUUGAGGGCAGAAAGAUAGAGGUUAAUAAUGCAACUGCGAGGGUACAAACUAAGAAACCACCAGCGGUCCCUAACGUGUGCGUGCAAUGGCCGGAAGGGCUGCGGGUGUCCGGCAUAAAUUGGUUUUACAGCGUGUAUUACGACCCCUUCUUAGCAGCGGCAGCGACGGCAGACUCUAAUUACAGACUACAGGUAAAUACAUUGCUAUCACAGUUCGCCGCGAAGCCCGCAGUCGAGCCCGCGCCCUCACUCACGCCCCUCGCCGCCACGUACGUCAUGUACGGCAGAGAAUACGGUGACCCUUAUUUGGGUCAUAGCAUCGGGCCUGUCACGGGAUACGGGACGGCGAUGUACAGAAGCGGCUACAACAGGUUCGCGCCGUACUAAGUCGGAGGAAGAAGAAAUCUUUUACUCGAAUACGGAAGCUUCGUCAUCUUUACGUAACAUGACAAUGAACUCUCUUUGUAAACGUACAAACAUAAUGUUAGGUAUCAGUUAGUGGUAGCCGGUUGCUGUUAAGUAAGCUUGUAUGAGAUAGUGUGGCCCCUGUCGGCGCGCUCACGAACUCAUCAAUACCAAAGUCAUUAAAAAUUCUAACCGUAAUAGUUCAAUAAGUUUAUAUACUCUAUUGUAAAAUUGUUAAAUGCAUAUACAAGUGCGAGCAGCUAAACUGGAGCGCAUUGAUUCUAUUUAGAUGUUUAUAAGAAUAACUAUUUUACUACUAAAAUAAUAGGCGAAGGAAGCGUCUCGACAAUGACAAUAGAACAUAUAACACGUAACUAUAUUUAGUGAGCUUUGCACUUGCAUAUCAUGUAGAAAUGUAAAUAUUGGUGAAUCACAUUUUAUCUAUAAAUACCCUCCGACUCGGAUAUGUUAUUGUUGUGCUUGUACAAUAGGCGGGGAACGAUCGUCGUUAACUUUUUUAGCGGAAUCAAUUUUUAAUAUUGUAAAUUCGGUAAGUUUUAUCAAUGUUCAUACGAUUUAUACUUGGUGCCGGUCGGGCAUUCGGAUCUUUGUCGUUGAAACGUGUUGUUUCAUUUAUUUUUACACGAUCAUUUCUAUAAAUAGGAAUAAAAUGCAAUUUUAAUCUUUACAGUAAAUGAUUCGAAUGAGAUGUGUCGUUCGUUUGUUAGUAAUGACCGAUCGCGUGGUGCGAAAGUAAUGCGGUGCCAUUUGUUGGGUUGUUACUAAGUAAUGCUC